UGUGUUUGUGAACCCUUUAAGAGCAGGUGACGGUCAGGGACAGAGAGUAUAAGUAUGGUAGUCAAUGUUCCACAGAGACAAGAUGCUUCCUGUCACUGCCACUUUGAGGACGACCAUGUCGAUGUUCAUCUUGGUUAUUCUGGGGUGUUUGGGGUUCCAAGGGGUGAUGGCCUCUGACUCUAGGGCGUACAGAAUGUCCAUGACCAACGACAACGAUGGGCACACCACCAGUCAGCGACAGGACCCUCAGACAAGCAAUGAAAUACCACGGAGUAUCGAGGUGGAUGAUUUCAAAAUCAACGUAGUGCCGACCAGCGGCAAAGUCAGCUUAGCACCGACCAUGGUCCGACUCUACCCGCCACCUGUCAAAACGUCACACCUUCAUGCCAACCUUCCGCUUCGCUUCGGCCGGGACUCCCUACCCGACGACACCCACUCACCCAAAACGACCCUUAAUUUACCGCAACGGUUUGGAAGAGCACAGGGGUCUGGCGCAACGGAACCGACGUCGUGUAUUGAGUGUCCCCAUGUCGGGACACUGCCCUCCGCCACCCUGCCACAGAGGUUCGGCAGGAAUGAGUUCAACCGCCGGUAUCCUUUCCGAGCUAUGGCCUUUUUCUCACGCAGGUCCGAACCCGUGCCAAAUGGAAACAUUAGGCAGCAAGACUAUAAUUAUUAUGAUUUUGGCUCAGAGGAAGAAGAGACACGGGAGAAGACUCUGAAGAGCUCAACGUUGGAUUUUCUUCUCUGGAACACUUGAAAGAACUCUGUCGCCACAGAAGUGGGUCCCGUUUUCAUGACCUGGGUCGCUUAUGUUUUUUCGUAAUUUUGAUCACCUAUGUAAUGUAUGAAUAUUGUUAAAUUGGUGGCAUAUUGUUACUUAAUCAUGUAAAGCACAAAUUAAAACGAUAGUAUCGAUUUUACCGUUGAUUUGGAUGUUAUUUGUUUCAGAACCAUGGAUAGGUCUAAAGUGGUCUACCAAACGUCAACUUCUGAAUGUUCCACUUCUCAACCACUCUCUCGUCUCUCUCGCCUCCCCUCUCCUCCCAAUUGAAAAACACACACAAAAAAAACCCAGUAGGCCUACUUAGCUAAUGAUAGAUAGGCUAAUCAUGUAAUACUGUAGCUAGACCAGGUGCUGACUGGCCAACCUGGUCUCAGAGCAGUUUGUAUUAUUUUGUAUGUAAAUCUUGCACACUCCAUUUAGUAUGCUAUGUUAUGUUUCAUAUGAUAUGUAUUAAUUUGUGGAUGUCCAUCACCCAUUUUGUAUGAUAUGUUUUGAAUAACAAUUCCUAUUAUAUGUUACACAUUUGCAAAACGUACAAUAUGUUACGAAUUUGCCAAAAUGUAUGAUAUGCUACACAUUCUAGCUAAGUGGCUGGGUGGCUAACAUGAUCUAGCUGGCUAACGUUAGCAAGGCUAGGGGUUAGGGUUAAGUUUAGGGCUAAGUUGGGAGUCAGGUUAAAGGGUUAAGGUUAGGGGAAGGGUUGGCUAAAAGGGUUACAUUUAAGGUAAGAGGAAAUGUUAGCAACAUGCUAAGUAGAUGCAAAGUAGGUAAAAAGUAGUAAGUAUUUGAAAAGUUGCAAAAUAACUAAAAUGCCUAAAUCUAUGACGAGAUUAAAACUCACAACCUAUAGGUGGGUAGAUGUUCAUGUUAUAUGCCCACCCACCCCACCACACAACCUAUAGGUGGAUAGAUGUUCAUGUUAUGCGCCCACCCAUCCACCCUGACCAACCACCCUACUACCAUCUUUGCCUUAAGUAACUUUCUGUCUUAGGCAAAAUGAAAAUGAAACUGGAUGGUCUUCAGAGAUAGGUGGGAGGGGUUGAUGUUAGCUGAAAUGUAGGAUUAAAAACAAACAAAAGAUAACUGUUGUAAAAUACAUUGUGUCUGUAAAAUGUAUAUAGUACGUAUAAGCUGGAAGUAGA
Oncorhynchus mykiss (rainbow trout) is the source of this 1929-nucleotide messenger RNA. It is a transcript of the gene npvf, whose product is annotated as neuropeptide VF precursor. Gene Ontology annotation, molecular function: signaling receptor binding. NCBI's taxonomy places the organism in Eukaryota, Metazoa, Chordata, Actinopteri, Salmoniformes, Salmonidae. Gene Ontology annotation, biological process: negative regulation of gonadotropin secretion; neuropeptide signaling pathway. The record is from RefSeq and is a predicted model, not a curated record.